GAAUUAGGACUAAUAUGAACAUUUAUUGGGGAAUUGGAAUUAAUUUAACAAUACAGAUAGGAUAUAUAACAAAAAGGUAAAUUUAACUUACAAUUUUCUCAAGUUUCUUAAGUAACUCUUAUUGUCCUUACACUAAAAUAGCAAAUAUUCUCUAAUAAUCCUGGGCGUACAAAUUAGCAAAUUGAUAAGAAUCCUUAACAAAUAAAUGAAUCACAAAAUAAAUAAAAACGUAUUCUGUUAGCUAUGACACUCAUCCAUCAAUUUCUUUCUCCUGACAAUACCUGAAAGUGAGACAGUUGCUAUCAUGACAUUAUACGAUGCCGGCUGCACAAAAUUCGAAUUUAAAAAAAAUUGAUUGAACUUAUAUUAUGUUUGGGUGAUUGUUGAAUAACUGCCAAUAUUCGCUGUCCGGUUUUUCCCCGCUGUGGAUACCUGCAUGGGGGUUUUGUGACUUUGUGAGGCCUCUUACAAUAACGUUAAGAUAUAGUAAUCACGGUCACCAGCCAGCAUUUUUUUUUUUUUCAUGUCGUAAACGGCGCGCCAUACUUAGCAUGCUCAUUUUGAUGAGAGAAUAGCAGGUUCUUCUCAAUUCUCACCAACAACACUGCCCUCUCCUUUUUAAAUUUCGCCCUAAUUAGUUGAACCGCUGUUUAUUCAUCUAAUCGUCAGCUGUGAACAGGAUCCGGGAUCCCGUACGACACCCGUCACUGAGUUGCCAUCCACUUCGCUUAAAAAAUCGUCCUAGAAGAAAAUCAAGAAGAAAACGUACAUAACAAAGAAGAAUUUCAAUACGGAACAGAAAAGGAGGUGCGAAAGAUGUGAAACUGAAAUACCCGAUUUGGGGGAAACGUGUAGGCUAUAGACUAGAAUCAGACAAGAGACGAUACGGUGAGAGAACAUUAAAUCGCAUUAAAUCGUGAAGGCCGACACCCAGUGGCGUUUUCCCUCCCCAGGGCCCAGAGUAAUAACCUGUAACGGAUCACAACAUGACUAAUAAGAUCCCCAGCUUCUCCACUGGGAAGAGGGCUUGUGUGCUUGUGAGUGCAAUAUGAAACUUCUCUAUAUUUUUCAAAAUGUCCUAAUGGGAAAUUGGGAAUAGCCUGUGGGAAUAACUAAAUUUUAUUAUGCUUUCAUUGGAAUCGUGAAAAAAUGCGCAAAUAUAAAGGCUACGUGGUUUUUCUAAUUACAAUUCUUGUCAUUUAUUUCUCGGCUGACAUUGUGUUUUUGUCUCCAGAUCUGUGAAUAUUUCCAAACUUGUUUUUUUUAAAUUAAAUAGUGCGAAGAUGCCUACCGUGAAAAGUGUAAAAUCUCUCUUUCAACUGUGCGUAGCAUUUAUUGUCUCUAUUAUCGAAGAUAGUGAUUUUCCAGUUAAACCAUCGACGAAUAAUGAAGUGCCAAUGGAGCUAGAAGAAGUUGUCAAUCCAUUUCAUCAGCUGCCCAUAAGCGUCUUAGAACAAAUAAUCGUCAACGUCAAUUUCGCGUACCAUACCUAUGGCAAGCCCACAAACACAUUUUUUCUUGAAUAUCUGAUAAGCCCACAACUCAGAUUCUUCAGAUUUCAUUAUUACACCGAAGAAUACUUGACAGUUUUCCCCCAGUUCGGAAAAUUGCUUUCUUUGAACUUGCGAUACACAAAAGCAGGGGACAAUUGUUUACAUCUAAUAGGAAAUUAUUGUAAAAAUUUAAGGUACGUGAAAUCUAAAUCUGUUUAAAAUAUUGUUCAUUUUGUAAAUGCCUUUUUUAAUGGUUUCAUGAAUAGAAUGUUGGAUAUUCACCACUGCCAUCAGCGAAUCACAGACAUUGGAGUUCGAUCGCUAUGUUUCAAUUACGACGAUCUAGAGAAACCUUCUGGUUUAUGUAAGACCCUCCAGUAUUUGCUGAUGUACUGCACUAGUGUUACAAAACAAGGAGCUCAAUUGGCCAUAAAUAAUCUAACAAAGUUAAAAAGCCUUCAUCAUGAAAGUACCUUCGAAGUCUUGGUAGAGUUCAUUCAGAAGCGGUUGGAUCAAAAUUUGUCGGAAAUUCCGAAUAUGUUUUCCUUGGUGAAUCUUAGAAUAGGUUACGUCACUCCAUACAGAAAAGGUAGUCUGGGACAAGUGGUGCAGCUCAUUUCGUCAUCACUUACUUCUGUUAUCAUUAUUGCCAUGAAGGAAUUAACUGACACUGAUCUUUUAAGUUUGACGUCAUUAAAAAACCUCAGACAAUUUCAUUUAAAUUGUCCCAAAGAGCUUAAAGAAUAUAAAGGAUUUGAAAUCACGUUUAAAGGUAGUGUGGUUCCCUUAUUGAAAAAUACUGGAAAUUUAUUGGAGGUUCUUGACAUUUGUUUCUUUCCUGUCGUCGAUAUUUGGACUGUUUUCAAAUUUUGUCCUAAUUUAAACUCUUUAUUUUUCAAAACUCAUUGCGAAAGCGUUACGGUCUUACCUGAAGACGAAAUAACACUUUACCGCAACGAAAAGGAGCGGUUUAUUUUGAAGAAUCUUGAGACGCUAUAUUGUGGUUACAACAUUUCGUCGGAAAUCCUUCAGUUUCUUUUGUCCUUUCCUACACUAACAGAUGUUACGGUUACUUACUGUAACGCUCUCACUGACGAAUUUUUACAGAACGCCGUAAUAAGCUGUUUCAAAUUUAAUAACGUAAGAAGGUUCCAUUUUACUUUUUGCUAUUACAUCACAAAACGAGGUAUAGAUACCCUAAUGGCGAAUAGCAAGUUUGUCGAAGAAAUCGAUAUUCAAUUCUGUAAGAAUUUGACGCACGGAAAUGUUUACGAGUGGCACUUGCAAGCUAAAAAAGCAAAUUUGAAAUUAAACAUACAUUACAAAAAUUCUGAUGUUGAAAUGUGCUAUCGUACCAACUAG
Daphnia pulex (common water flea) is the source of this 2855-nucleotide messenger RNA. RefSeq lists its product as uncharacterized. Gene Ontology annotation, cellular component: SCF ubiquitin ligase complex. The record is from RefSeq and is a predicted model, not a curated record. Bases 1752 to 2855 code for a protein of 367 amino acids. The transcript is spliced from 2 exons. NCBI's taxonomy places the organism in Eukaryota, Metazoa, Arthropoda, Branchiopoda, Diplostraca, Daphniidae. Gene Ontology annotation, biological process: SCF-dependent proteasomal ubiquitin-dependent protein catabolic process.